This is a messenger RNA of Cercospora beticola, 2050 nucleotides long. It is a transcript of the gene ICL2, whose product is annotated as methylisocitrate lyase ICL2. Gene Ontology annotation, molecular function: isocitrate lyase activity; methylisocitrate lyase activity. NCBI's taxonomy places the organism in Eukaryota, Fungi, Ascomycota, Dothideomycetes, Mycosphaerellales, Mycosphaerellaceae. Gene Ontology annotation, cellular component: mitochondrial matrix. The record is from RefSeq and is a predicted model, not a curated record.
CGACGACCGCUGUUCGGAGAGCACGAUCCACGCCCAACAGCAUUAUUGCCACGGCAUACGCGAUUCUGGCCGUGCAUUUCCCAUCGCCCGUGUUGGUCAGCACAAGUCCUUCCAUCUUUGCCGGGUGGUGUAGAAGAGGCCUGCUCAAUGGAUUCAUAGCUCCAACACUCCAUCGCGUGUAAUUUCAUAAAAAGAGCUCACGAGCCGCAGUCAUGUUUCGCACGGCAUCUCGCGCGCUUCGGACCCAGCGCAGCCUCCUCCAUCGUCCCGCCGUGUCUACGAUACCGCGUGCUCUGUCAUAUGGAGCCGCUCACAUGGCUUCGACCCUGACACCCGUCAAUCCUCCUCUCCCAGGCACGAACCCAGCCGAAGCCUUCCAGCUUGCCCGAGAGUCAGAAAAGCCGGAUCUGGAGCAACAACUCUUCGACGAGCAGAUCCAGCAAGUCAAGCAAUGGUGGGCGAGUCCGCGGUACAAGGGCAUUAAGCGACCCUACACGCCUGAAGAUGUCGUCAGCAAGAGAGGCACACUGCAGCAGGUCUAUCCUUCGAGCUUGACGGCACGCAAGCUAUUCAAUUUACUGGAAGAGCGAGCUGCUGAGGGAAAGCCAGUGCAUACCAUGGGAGCGAUCGAUCCCAUCCAAAUGACACAGCAAGCUCCCCACCAAGAGAUCCUCUACGUCUCAGGAUGGGCCUGCUCGUCGGUACUGACUACAACCAACGAAGUCAGUCCAGACUUUGGCGACUAUCCAUACAAUACCGUGCCAAACCAAGUGCAACGACUUUUCAAGGCGCAACAGCUGCACGACCGACGACACUACGAUGAGCGAAUGAAGCUCAGCCCAGAAGAGCGAAAAAAGAAGCCAUACAUCGAUUAUCUGCGGCCCAUCGUGGCAGACGGUGACACAGGACAUGGAGGACUGAGCGCGGUGCUUAAGCUUGCCAAGCUGUUCGCGGAGAAUGGCGCCGCAGCAGUUCACUUCGAGGACCAAUUGCACGGAGGUAAGAAGUGCGGCCAUCUCGCUGGCAAGGUGUUGGUGCCGUUUGGAGACCACAUCAACAGACUUGUCGCAACACGCUUCCAGUGGGAUCUGAUGGGAUGCGAGAACCUGGUCAUUGCUCGCACUGACAGCGAAAGUGGCAAGCUGAUUUCCUCCGCCAUUGACACGAGGGAUCACGAAUUCAUCCUGGGCGUGACGGAAGAUGUUGAGCCUCUCGCGGACACAUUACAGACCAUGGAAAUGGAAGGCGCAUCUGGCCCUGAAAUCGACAAGUUUGAGGCCGAGUGGGUAAAGAAGCACAAAUUGGUCACCUUUGACGAGGCUGCCGAGGCUCACAUCAAAGCUUCUGGCAAGGACGCGGAGGCGUAUUUAAAGCAGGUUCGAGAAAACAGGAACUUGCCUUUGCACAAGCGUAGACAGGCAGCGGCGGCGGUCGCAGGGUCGCCUGUCCUGUUCAGCUGGGACGUCCCACGGACCCGCGAAGGCUUUUACCACUACAAGGCUGGCCUUGCGGCAGCCACCAAGCGUGCAAUCGCAUUUGGACCAUACGCAGAUCUGCUGUGGCUCGAGACUAAGGACCCCAAUGUGAAGGAGGCAGCAAGCUUUGCGAAGGAGAUCAGAGACGUCUUGCCUGGCAAGAAGCUGGUGUACAACCUCUCGCCCAGCUUCAACUGGUCUGCACAUGGUUUCACAGAUGCACAGCUCAAGAGCUUCAUCUGGGAUUUGGCUGAGCAUGGAUUUAUCCUACAGCUCAUCUCAUUAGCAGGUUUGCACAGCACUGCUACCAUCACACACGAACUCGCCCGGGCAUACAAGACGGAGGGUAUGAAGGCGUAUGUCGAGACUGUGCAGCGAAGGGAGAAGGAGACCGGCUGCGAUGUGCUCACACAUCAGAAAUGGUCCGGCGCAACGUAUCUGGACGGCAUUAUCGGCGCCAUUCAAGCCGGCAGCAGUGGCAGCAGGAGUAUGGGUGAAGGCAAUACCGAGGGACAGUUCUAGUUUCCAGCACGCGUAGACAGCCGAAAAUUGUACAGCUAUGUUCCGUGCGGCAG